Molecule: messenger RNA, 1152 nt
Organism: Lolium rigidum
Lineage: Eukaryota; Viridiplantae; Streptophyta; Magnoliopsida; Poales; Poaceae
Product: transcription factor MYB102-like
Exons: 3
Coding region: 1-1152 (383 amino acids)
Molecular function (GO): catalytic activity
Source: RefSeq, a predicted model, not a curated record
AUGUCGAAGAGCGGCAGCGAAGGGCUGAAGAAGGGCCCGUGGACGCCGGCGGAGGACAGGCUGCUGGUGGACCACGUGCGGCGGCACGGCGAGGGUAGCUGGAACGCGGUGCGGCGGGAGACGGGGCUGCAGCGCUGCGGCAAGAGCUGCCGGCUCCGGUGGGCCAACCACCUCCGGCCAAACCUCCGCAAGGGCCCUUUCACCCCCGACGAGGAGCGCCUCAUCCUCCGCCUCCACGGCGUUCUUGGCAACAAGUGGGCACGCAUCUCAUCGCAGCUGCCGGGGAGGACGGACAACGAGGUCAAGAACUACUGGAACACGCGCGUCAAGCGCCGGCUGCGCGCCGGCCAGUCGCUCUACCCGCCCGACAUCGAGCGGGAGAUCGCCAUCCUGCGCGCCCAGAACGCCUUCGCCGACGCCGACGGCAACAUCGCCACCCACGCCAUGCCGCUGGUCUCCGACCCGUUCGCGCUGCCGCCGAGGGUGCCAUCGUCCACGUCGGCAUCGGCCACUCACUCGUCGCCGCUGAUCAACCAGAACUACCCGCUCCUCAACCAGAUGCAGGGGAUGCAGCAGGUGCGCCACCACCAUCACCCGCAGCCGGUGUUCCAUUCCCACCACCACCAUGGCGGCUUCAGAUCAGCGGGUCUCCCCCCGUUGCCCACCAGAGCGCGCGAGCCCCCUUCCAACCAAAUCGACACGGCGAGCUACAGCGACGGCCUGCUCGAGGCGAUGCUGCUCGGCGACGACGACCAUCACCUCCUCCCCCGUCCCAACCAAGCCAUGUGCAGGGCGGGCUCCAUGCCCGACCUCAUGUACGGCACCGGCGGCGCUAGCGCGAGCGACAGCGACGUCACCUCGCAGUUCCCUCCUCCCGACGACAUUCAGCACCCGCAUCAUGACGGGAAAUGGGACUUCCUCUUCGAUGACGUGAAGCCGACGAUGAGGAGGGCGGUGAGCGCGGCGCCGGAGAAUGAGAGCACCGGCAUGCUUGGUGUCGCCCCAGUAUCUAUGCCGGGGGAGUGGUUCAGCGCCAACGGCGGUUCGCCAGGAUCUGUUGUCACCACCGCCGACGAUGAGUUUGGCCUCGAGAUGCAACAACUGAUUACAUCGUUGCCGUUGUCAACCGACGAGCUUAACUGGAACGCUUGA